AUGUCAACGAUCUCUGAGCUUACUAGUCUCCAGAACACUCUCAACGCCGCCAUCGACACGUUCAAGGCAGAGCUUGCUGCUCAGAAGCUCCCAGAACCAUCUUUGACGACGUCCAAACCCCAUCCUAUCGAUGAUAUCACUUACUUGCCCACACCGGCUAUGUAUGAGGCACGCCGAGCUGCUCUGGCGAGUUUGGGUUUGAUCAAAACUCUGAUUGCCUCGCCCCACGAUACCAUCGCCGCAACAUCAUGGAUGACCAUGGAAGCUGCCUGUGUUCGACUUGCAGCCGAUAUUGACCUCGCAGGCAUCCUCGCCAGCGCGCCUGAUCCCGAAGUUGGGUUAUCAGUCGCAGAAAUUGCUGAGAAGACUGGAGUCGAUGGCUUGAAAAUCGGGUGGUUCCGCGAGUCUAAGCCUGGCUAUUUCGCGAACAACAGACAAAGCAACGUCAUCGUAAAGAAUUUGCCCGGAUACCAUCUUGCUACCUACAUGAACGAGCUCUUCAACAAGAUCAGCGUAUCGUUCCCUAACGCUAUCAACCACCCUGAUCCAGAGUACCGAAAGAAAGAUGACCCGUUCCAUACCGCGUUCAACCUUCAGUACAACACCGAGGUUUCUUUCUUUGGGGCUGACGGCUGGCUUACGAAGGAUCCCGAAGAACCUGUUAAAUUUGGCCUUGCCUUGGGUGCCGUAGGCCCCACGUCCGACCCCGGUGUCGCCGCUGACUUCCCCUGGGUGGCUAUCGCUGAAGGCAAGGAUGCCAUUGUUGAUGUCGGUGGCGGACAAGGAACACUCUGCUGUUCUCUCGCCAAGAAGUACCCUCAAAUCAAGCGCUUCAUUGUUCAAGAUCUCCCUGAGACACGCGAGGCCGCCGAAUCUUUCAUUGCAGCUCAGGGCCUGUCCGAUCGUGUUACGUUUGAGGCGCAAGAUUUCUUCAAGCCGCAAAAGCGUAAGGGCAAGUAUGUCUUCGUCAUGCAACGAGUCCUUCACGAUUGGUCAACUGAGAAAGGCGCGGAGAUGCUUAAACAAAUUCGCGACGUCUUGAACGCAGAUAGCCGACUUCUGAUCAUUGAUACCAUUAUCCAAGCCGGGUAUACCUCCCCCACCGGUCCUGCCUUGACAGAUUCUCUGGCUCAACUGGGCGAAACGUACUCUCCCGUGCCUCCUCCUGCGUUCGUCCCUGUGGACUUCGGCGAUGCCAGUCGCAUCCAGCACCAGAUCAAUGUCUCCCUCACCGCUCUUUGCAACUCAUUCGAACGCACUAAACCCCAACUUGAGGAAAUGGUGAAGCUCGGUGGUUUGAAGGUUAAGAAGAUUCAUGCUACUAGGGGUUGGGCUUCCAUCACGGAGGUAGAGCUGUGA
Messenger RNA from Pleurotus ostreatus (oyster mushroom), 1359 nucleotides. RefSeq lists its product as uncharacterized. The coding region runs from base 1 to 1359 and encodes 452 amino acids. Gene Ontology annotation, molecular function: O-methyltransferase activity. The record is from RefSeq and is a predicted model, not a curated record. Lineage: Eukaryota; Fungi; Basidiomycota; Agaricomycetes; Agaricales; Pleurotaceae. The transcript is spliced from 10 exons.